AUGUAUUCACUUGAUCAACAACUUCCACCAACUUGGUUGACUAUGAUUAAUACAGUAUGUGUGAUUAAUGGUAAUCAUUAUCAACCUGAUGUAGGUGGUUGGAACCCUAAACCACCACUUAAUCAAAGAGUUAAACCUAUAAUUAAUCAAUAUCCACCACCGUUGCUGUGGAUCGAGGUUAUCUAUGACAAUUCUGGAAAUCGUGAUAAUGCUAUAAAUAAAUUCGCACGCAUUCAACCCCACUGUCUGACCACAGAAUUUGUGAUCAUCGUUAUUCCGGUUAUUGAAACCGCGUUUCCAGCAAAUUCAAAUCCAGGCAUCGUUUCAGUGGCGGCAACACCCAAAACGGCUUGUCCUUCUCAUGCUCCAUAUCUUGGUCAUUUGCCCGCGAGAAAAAUUAUUACUGUAAUUCAAUGGUAUGAAAUGAAAUGGAAUAGACAUCUUACAUUAGAAUGUGGAGCGAACUUAGAUUUUAAUGAUAUACUUGAAGUCUUACAGUAA
Molecule: messenger RNA, 501 nt
Organism: Dentiscutata erythropus
Lineage: Eukaryota; Fungi; Glomeromycota; Glomeromycetes; Diversisporales; Gigasporaceae
Source: the annotation of a GenBank genome assembly